AUGCAGGAGAACUACGAGACGGUGACCUCGCUGGGUUACAAGAGAAGACCCCAUAAAUGCUUGGACUGUGGGAAAAGUUUCAUACAGAGGUCAAGUCUUCUAAUACAUCAGAGAAUACACACAGGAGAGAGACCCCAUAAGUGCUUGGAUUGUGGGAAAAGUUUCCUACAGAGAUCACACCUUCUUAUGCAUCAGACAAUCCACACCGGAGAGGGACAUAAGUGCUUAGACUGUGGGAAAAGUUUCCUAUGGAGGUCAGCCCUUGUUAAUCAUCAGAGAAUCCACACAGGAGAGAGACCCCAUAAGUGCUUGGAUUGUGGGAAAAGUUUCCUACAGAGGUCCGACCUUGUUAAACAUCAGACAAUCCACACCGGAGAGGGACAUAAGUGCUUAGACUGUGGGAAAAGUUUCCUAUGGAGGUCAAGUCUUCUAAUACAUCAGAGAAUCCACACAGGAGAGAGACCCCAUAAGUGCUUGGAUUGUGGGAAAACUUUCCUAUCAAGGUCAGCCCUCGUUAAGCAUCAGAGAAUCCACACAGGAGAGAGACCCCAUAAGUGCUUGGAUUGUGGGAAAACUUUCCUAUCAAGGUCAGCCCUCGUUAAGCAUCAGAGAAUCCACACAGGAGAGAGACCCCAUAAGUGCUUGGAUUGUGGGAAAACUUUCCUAUCAAAGUCAGCCCUCGUUAAGCAUCAGAGAAUCCACACAGGAGAGAGACCCCAUAAGUGCUUGGAUUGUGGGAAAAGUUUCAUACAGAGGUCCGACCUUGUUAAACAUCAGGCAAUCCACACCGGAGAGAGACCCCAUAAGUGCUUGGACUGUGGGAAAAGUUUCCUAUCGAGGUCAAUCCUCGUUAAUCAUCAGAGGUUCCACACAGGAGAGAGACCCCAUAAGUGCUUGGAUUGUGGGAAAAGUUUCCUAUCGAGGUCAGCCCUCGUUAAUCAUCAGAGAAUCCACACAGGAGAGAGACCCCAUAAGUGCUUGGAUUGUGGGAAAAGUUUCCUAUCGAGGUCAAUCCUCGUUAAUCAUCAGAGGUUCCACACAGGAGAGAGACCCCAUAAGUGCUUGGACUGUGGGAAAAGUUUCAUACAGAGGUCAGACCUUAUUAGACAUCAGGCACUCCACACCGGAGAGAGACCCCAUAAGUGCUUGGAUUGUGGGAAA
This is a messenger RNA of Emys orbicularis (European pond turtle), 1161 nucleotides long. Its product is annotated as zinc finger protein 502-like. Gene Ontology annotation, biological process: regulation of transcription by RNA polymerase II. The annotation marks the transcript as partial. Gene Ontology annotation, cellular component: nucleoplasm. The record is from RefSeq and is a predicted model, not a curated record. The transcript has 3 exons. Lineage: Eukaryota; Metazoa; Chordata; Testudines; Emydidae. Gene Ontology annotation, molecular function: DNA-binding transcription repressor activity, RNA polymerase II-specific; RNA polymerase II cis-regulatory region sequence-specific DNA binding.